CUCCCCUCACUCUGCGAUCUGUUACGUCUUCCUCCUUCCUCUCCUCCCCUUCUCCGGAUCCCAGCAGCAGCAGCACAGAAGCUGCCGUGCCUCGUCUUUCACUGAGGAGAACCCGAAAGCCGGAGUGAUAGCUAAACCCCGUACAGCCAUGGCAGAAAACGCCGGCUUGGAAAACCACCGCAUCAAGAGUUUUAAGAAUAAGGGACGUGAUGUCGAGACUAUGAGAAGACAUCGAAAUGAGGUGACAGUUGAGUUGCGAAAGAGCAAACGAGACGAACAUCUACUGAAGAAGAGAAAUGUCCCACUGGAGGACAGUCUGGAGGACUCUGAUGUUGACUCAGACUUCAAAGGACAAAAUGUUACACUUGAUGCCAUCUUACAGAAUGCUACCAGUGAUAAUGCGGUGAUACAGCUCAGUGCUGUACAGGCAGCCAGAAAACUCCUCUCGAGUGACAGAAACCCUCCCAUCGAUGACUUGAUAAAGUCUGGGAUCCUGCCCAUUUUAGUCAAAUGCCUGGAAAGGGACGACAACCCCUCUCUGCAGUUUGAGGCAGCUUGGGCUCUGACCAACAUUGCGUCUGGGACUUCAGCACAGACUCAGGCUGUGGUUAAAUCCAAUGCAGUGCCCCUGUUCCUGCGACUGCUACACUCCCCCCACCAAAACGUUUGUGAACAAGCUGUAUGGGCUUUGGGAAACAUUAUAGGUGAUGGUCCACAGUGCAGGGAUUAUGUCAUCUCCCUGGGCGUGGUCAAGCCCCUGCUUUCUUUCAUCAACCCAUCAAUCCCCAUUACCUUCCUCCGCAAUGUUACCUGGGUCAUUGUUAACCUCUGCCGCAACAAGGAUCCACCACCACCAAUGGAGACUGUGCAAGAGAUUCUGCCCGCCCUCUGUGUGCUAAUAUAUCACACCGAUAUAAAUAUCCUAGUUGACACGGUGUGGGCUCUGUCCUAUCUGACGGACGGAGGCAACGAGCAGAUCCAGAUGGUCAUUGAUUCUGGAGUUGUUCCAUUUCUUGUACCUCUCCUCAGCCAUCAGGAGGUGAAAGUUCAGACUGCAGCUCUGAGGGCAGUCGGAAAUAUUGUGACAGGGACAGACGAGCAGACACAGGUUGUGCUCAACUGUGACGUCCUCUUACAUUUCCCCAACCUCCUCACACACCCUAAGGAAAAGAUCAACAAGGAAGCAGUCUGGUUCCUGUCCAACAUUACAGCUGGGAACCAGCAGCAGGUCCAAGCUGUGAUCGAUGCUGGACUGAUUCCUAUGAUCAUUCACCAACUGGCUAAGGGUGACUUUGGCACUCAAAAGGAGGCAGCGUGGGCCAUCAGCAACCUCACCAUCAGUGGGAGGAAAGACCAGGUGGAGUUCCUGGUGGAGCAGAACGUCAUCCCUCCGUUCUGUAGCCUGCUGUCAGUGAAGGACUCCCAGGUGGUGCAGGUGGUCCUGGACGGCCUCAAGAAUAUCCUCAUCAUGGCAGGAGAUGAAGCCAGCACUAUUGCUGAGAUCAUUGAGGAGUGUGGAGGUUUGGAGAAGAUAGAAAAUCUGCAGCAGCACGAGAAUGAGGAUAUCUACAAACUAGCCUUUGAGAUUAUUGAUCAGUACUUUUCAGGAGAUGAUAUUGAUGAAGAUCCCAGCUUGAUCCCUGAAACCACUCAAGGAGGAACUUUCAACUUUGAUCCAGCUUCAAACAUGCAAACAAAGGAGUUUAAUUUCUAAAAGCCAGGAUUUUUGGUUCAACCAGCUGCACGGGUACUCUGUAAUCACCCCAGACAUUCAUCCAUCUCUCCUCCAACCUGGCAACCUGGUACCGAAGGAUUUACUUAGCAUCACUUCAACAUGGAAACUCACCACUGAAGGAUUUACUCACCUCUGCACUGCGGGGUGUUUUUCUUUUUAAAUGGUCAUCCUUCAUAGAACACGGCAACCCUUCAUAGGUGUCCUGGUCCCUCAACAGGCACCAUCACCAUCUGGCAAAUCUGCAUCAGGAGGAUUGUCAGUAAUUCUUUGCCAGUGCUUCUAAAUAUCACACAAAAAUAAAACCAGAAGGAAGAAAAAGCCUUCAUGGCAAGAUUUAAUUGCCAAAUGUCAAGUAUUCUCAAAGACAAAAACCACAAGCACAUUUCCAGACACACACACACACACACACACACAUACACAUAUACACACUUUUUGACACCUAGAAUUUGUGUGCAUACUUCUGUUAGAAGCCAUCAUAUCACUUAUGGGGAAGAGAUACUGCUGUUUGUUUGUGGUUUAUUUUUGUGCUUUCCCUCCCCAAGAUUGUCCUCUGGUGUUACUUCACCCACGCGCACGCACACUGACAUUCAAGUACACACAUCAGCACACUUAGUCACACUGAUACCUGAUGGCCGGGCACCCGGAUAACCCCCUCUCACCCAGUUUCAAGAGUUAAUCCCAGAGCUAAGCCAUGAUUAACCACGGACCCCCACUGCCCUCCCAGGACAGUCCUGGGGCAGGUGGAGGGGUGAAAGGGCUCUAAGGCAAGAAGAGGACUCCAUGGCAAACUGACUGACGGGACUUCUGACUCAAUGACGUCACUUUUUUUAAUGUGACCUCUGUUGAAUUAUCAAACUCAAUGUUGUUUAAAAAAAAAAAUCAUCAAAAAUGUGAAGAAAAUGCCAUAAUAGUAAGACCUGCUAAUUGCCUGCUUUUGAUUCAGCAGAGCAACAACAUUUUUGUUUUUUAUGGAUGUGAAUAACUGUCAAGGGAGGAAGCACCUUUAGGUGAAGGCGCAGAGACUUAAGAGAAAAGGAACAUGUCAGCUGUAGCGUUUACCCCCCACCCCCCAACAGGACACCCAUAUCUGCAGCAUGAGCUUGGUCACGUCCUGUGAUCCAGUGAGCUGCGUGCUCGGGACUCCCCUGUAAUGUGAAACUCAAGGGGGGGGGGGGUUAAAAAGAAAAACAAAAACAAAAAAAAAAUGUUGAGCUAAAAUCGACCUGAAUUGAUUAUUUGACCUUAAGCUUAUUUUAAUUCUUUUAAAUUCUCUCUUCAAUCAAAUAUUUUAGUUUCAUGUUUCAGCUUCUUCUGGUUGAGUCUGUGGAGCUUCCAUAUGUCUGUCCAUGUUUUUUUUUCUUUUUUUUUUUUCCUUUUCCUUUUCUUCAGUCUUAUGCACACGUCUGAGAGGCAUAUUGAUGAUUGCCUGCAGAAAGGGACCUAUACUCAUUGAAGACUAAACUUGUAUAAGGAGUACAGAUACCUUUACAAUACUUAACUACUUUCAAUGAAGAGGUCACAUGUCAUCACUCAAUUUAAAUAAUUGUACAAAAAAUGUAAUGUGUAUCUCUCCUUGCCGUCUAAUGAAUAUAUGAAUAUAUUUACAUAAAGCCUGUACAAAGCUGCUGCAGCUGACAGUCAUUGGAUGGACGAUAACCUUACUGUCAAAGAUGGCUAGGGAGGGUUUUUUUUUUUUUUUUUUUUUUUUUUUUUUGCUGAAGCAAUAUUUCUGUUUCAUUGUUUUUAUUUUUGACUUGCAUAUGUAUUGUGAUGACAUGCUGAUAAAUUGGAACAGGCUGUGUUUUUCUUCUCUUCGUAGUGGUGACGGGCUGUUUAAAAUGUACCGUCCCAUGUCCCAGCUGGUGUGUGGGUUCAGGUUCGAGAUGUCAAACUCUGAGCCCGACCCCUAGCCCUGGUCUCGAAGACUUUAUGAUCCUCUGGAUGGCUGCUAACUACUGAG
This is a messenger RNA of Xiphias gladius (swordfish), 3695 nucleotides long. RefSeq names its product karyopherin alpha 3 (importin alpha 4) (gene kpna3). The record is from RefSeq and is a predicted model, not a curated record. NCBI's taxonomy places the organism in Eukaryota, Metazoa, Chordata, Actinopteri, Istiophoriformes, Xiphiidae. Gene Ontology annotation, cellular component: nucleus; nucleoplasm; cytoplasm. The transcript is spliced from 17 exons. The coding region runs from base 149 to 1714 and encodes 521 amino acids. Gene Ontology annotation, biological process: NLS-bearing protein import into nucleus. Gene Ontology annotation, molecular function: protein binding; nuclear import signal receptor activity.